Messenger RNA from Hemiscyllium ocellatum (epaulette shark), 641 nucleotides. RefSeq names its product ribonuclease H2, subunit C (gene rnaseh2c). The record is from RefSeq and is a predicted model, not a curated record. The coding region runs from base 64 to 474 and encodes 136 amino acids. NCBI's taxonomy places the organism in Eukaryota, Metazoa, Chordata, Chondrichthyes, Orectolobiformes, Hemiscylliidae. Gene Ontology annotation, cellular component: ribonuclease H2 complex. Gene Ontology annotation, biological process: RNA catabolic process. The transcript is spliced from 5 exons.
CAGCAACCAUCGCGAGGGAGAGACUUCCUGUUCAGGGAAGCGCCGCGCGGAGAGAGCGAGACCAUGGCUGUCAGUUCUGUGAUCACUGUGGAUCUGAACUCCCUGAAGGACCCAGCCAGGGAUCGGGUGCACCUUCUGCCGGCGAGGGUGGAAUCUGAUGGCAGUGCCAGUGUGGGGCAGUACUUCAGCCCAGCAAUACGGCACAGGGACGGGGCUUUGCAGGUGUCCUUCCGCGGCCGGCCCCUGCUCGGUCGGGAUCUUCCUCUGCCCCCAGGAUACGUCGGGCUCGUUCUCAAAGAGGACCACAGGCCGUGCCUGGAGGAGGAGGACCGGACCGUGAGCGUUACAUCAGCUUUCUGUUCCCUGACGUACUGGAACCUGGAGUCUCGGCCCACAGAAGACGACAGUGUGGCCAUGGCCAUGGGCUGGACCCAGAUUGCCAAAGCUCUCCAUGCUCCGGUGGAGGAUCAGUGAACAGGCUGCAGGGGGGAGCUGGGGAAAGCAACCCGAUUCUGCACCAGCUGGGUCACUCCGAGGGACAGAGGCACCAGCAAUCGUGUGUGCAGAGGGCUCACCCCAUCUUCUCUCCUCACUCCUUUAGUUACCUGAUUCCUGCAGAAAUAAAGAUUCUGUUCCACGCC